GUUGAGCGCAAUCGUUUUGGCUUGUUGUCAACGGAAGGAAAAGCAACAGUGGAACUAAUGUCCAAGUCGCAUCCAUCGCCCGUACCUGUCCCAUUAACCCCGGAGUCAACAUGCAGAAUAUGAUUACCAACAUGAGUACCAGUUGUGUUGGACCCUAGAAUCCCCAUUAGAUAUUGUAUUCUUAAACAUCAAGUUGCUCUGCUCUCGAAUGAAUGAGUCUGUGUGCGCUAUAACGCAUAAACUAAACCACUUUUUUUGUUUCUCCCAACCAGGAGCAGAAGGACACAAUACUCCAAAACUCUUUUUUAAAGUAUAACCCAUCUGCUUCUGCUUCACGCCGCUCCAGCGGCCGCAACCAGCGGUCUGAUGGGAAGAGCGCGUUUGGUUUUCAUUAGACCGUCUCGGCACUGACCCGAUGCCCCAUCCGCAGUAAUAUGAAACCAGAGCGGCUGGCGGGCGCACUGCGCGCAAAGAGAGCGCCGAACAGAUGCAGUCUGCGCCGCUUCCACUCACCCGCUCGGCAGGUUUCUGACCGCGCUGCCGCACACUGCGCCAGGAGCUGCCCACGUAUAGUGACGCGCCACCCGGACGGCGCGAUGGCCAAGGCGUGAUUACCCACGGGCCUAGAUGAUAAACCCGCGCGGUCUUCUCCGAGGGAUUUACUUUGUUUGUUUGUGUGAUUUGUGCAGCCAUGGCGUGCUGUCAGGCUCCCCGCGGUCUACGGAGAGCGGAUCGGGGCUUCGCUCCUCUGUCGGCUGCAGCGCUCCUCAGCUUUCUGGUCGCAGGAAUGCAUCAAACCACAGCGUUUCCCUCCUGGAGGUUAGAGGAAGAAGCUUACACCACUGUGUUGAUCAUCGGGAUCCGGAAAGAGGCCCAGUCACAAGUGCUCCACCUCUCCAGGAACAAGCGCUACACCCUCACCCCCGAGCAGCUCAAGUGGGACAACUUCAAGCUGACAUACAAGUUGCUCUCCUUCCCCACCAACUUGAUCAAUGCCAGCGACACGCGGCGAGGCAUCGCCAAGGCUUUUGGCUUGUGGAGCGACGUCUCGCCGUUCAGCUUCAGAGAGGUGCCAGCUGACCAAGAGGCAGACAUGAAGAUCGGCUUCUACCCCAUCAACCACACCGACUGUCUGCAGUCCUACUUGCACCAUUGUUUCGACGGCAUCACAGGAGAAUUGGCUCACGCGUUCUUCCCGCCAACUGGCGAGAUCCACUUCGACGACCACGAAUACUGGAUUCUGGGAAACAUGCGCUUUAGCUGGAAGAAAGGGGUUUGGCUAACGGAUCUCGUACAUGUGGCAACUCACGAAAUUGGCCAUGUCCUCGGACUCAUGCAUUCCUUGAACCCAAAAGCUAUAAUGCACCUGAAUGCAACCCUGACAGGGCGCAAGCAAAUCACACAGGACGAGGUGUGGGGCUUGCACCGCCUCUACGGAUGUUUGGACCGGUUGUUUAUCUGUCCGGCCUGGGCUCGGAAAGGCUACUGCAGCAGCAAGCGUAAGCUGAUGCAGAAGCACUGCCCCUCCAGCUGUGAUUUCUGUUACGAAUUCCCGUUCCCCACGGUGGCUCCCACCCAGACCCCCCCGAGGACCAAGCACAAGCUCGUGGUCGAGGGCAAGAAGCUCACUUUCCGCUGCGGGAAGAAAAUUGCGUCAAAGAAAGGCAAAGUGUACUGGUACAAGGACGGCGAGCUGCUGGAGUUCUCUCACCCCAACUACAUCUCCCUGAAAGACGACCACAUCACCAUAGUGGCCAACGCCAUCAACGAGGGCACAUACACCUGCGUCGUGAAGAAAAGAGAGAAAGUCCUCACAAACUACUCGUGGAGAGUGCGCGUGCGUUUCUGAGGGCCUCGCCGCACAUGUUUGUUUGAAUAAAAGAAAUACAAGCUCUUUC
Molecule: messenger RNA, 1898 nt
Organism: Gasterosteus aculeatus aculeatus (three-spined stickleback)
Lineage: Eukaryota; Metazoa; Chordata; Actinopteri; Perciformes; Gasterosteidae
Gene: mmp23ba
Product: matrix metallopeptidase 23ba
Biological process (GO): collagen catabolic process; extracellular matrix organization; proteolysis
Cellular component (GO): extracellular matrix
Molecular function (GO): metalloendopeptidase activity; zinc ion binding
Source: RefSeq, a predicted model, not a curated record